UCGUUUGACAGACGAGAAAGGGGAAGAAGAAGAAGAAGAAGAAGGAUCAGGAGGAGCAUGCUACGAGGGUUCGCGUUACGAUGUUUGGAACCUGUUAGUCCAAGAGCAACUGCUUCGCCAUGCGCGUCAGUGUUACGCGGCAAGAUCAUAAUUCGACGAAACUACGAAAGAUUUCGACGAAGCGGUGACGGUCGGAAAAGAGAAUGGUUCGAGGAAAAGUCGGCCGCCAGUCAAGACGAGUACUUUCGAAAGGAAACCGCCAGACAGCUGAAAGAGCUUCGACGUGCCCUUAAGAGAAAAGCCGAAGAAGAAAAAGAGAUGGAGUGUGGCAAGAAAAGAAAGAGAAGAACCGACGACGUGGCAUGCCCUCCCGAUUCGAAGGACAAGAAGGGGAAAAAACGAACGAAAUAGUUGAAUCACUUCACCGAAGAAGCCACGGAUCCCGAACGGUUGACCAGUUUCAUCGCGAAUCAUUCGAGAAACUGGUGGAUCCUAC
Messenger RNA from Frieseomelitta varia, 496 nucleotides. RefSeq lists its product as uncharacterized. Lineage: Eukaryota; Metazoa; Arthropoda; Insecta; Hymenoptera; Apidae. The record is from RefSeq and is a predicted model, not a curated record. The transcript has 3 exons. Bases 58 to 411 code for a protein of 117 amino acids.